ACAGACAGGACUCCUCUUCCUCCUAUUAUUCAUUGCACUGUUAUCUGAUUUCUUUUCUUUUAAUCUCUCUUGCUUUGUCACCCCCAUGUUCGGGGCAUUAGAGGGGGUCACAGAGUGUAUGUGAGUGUGUAUGAGUAUAUGUGAGAGUGUUGGGGGGUUUCGGGAUGGAAGCAGUGGCUCUGUACACGUUCCGUGCAACAGAAGGCGAUGAACUCAGUUUCAAUAAGGGAGACUUACUAAAGAUCACCAACAUGGAGGACGAUCCGAACUGGUACACAGCUGAGCUCCACAACAGAAAAGGCUUUGUUCCAAAAAACUACAUCAACCUGCGUCCACAUGCGUGGUUUGCAGGUCGAAUAUCUCGCGGCGUGGCCGAGAGUCGACUCAGACACAGAGAGUGUGGAGCGUUUCUGGUCCGGGAGAGUGAAAGUGCUCCCGGAGAGUUCUCCAUGUCCGUCAGUUAUGGAGACCACGUUCAGCAUUUUAAAGUGCUGCAGGACCGAUGCAGUCAGUACUACGUGUGGGACGAGAUCUUCUCUUCCCUGAAUGAGCUGGUGGACUUUUAUCAUAGCAACAGCAUCGCCAAGGAGAGGACCGUGUUUCUCAGAGACCCCGAGCACUUCGCCAGGCGUCCUCACCACGCCCACGCUCUGUUCGACUUCACCGCACACCACCCCGCCCAGCUACGCUUCCUGCGUGGUGACGUCAUUGAACUGCUUGACUGUUCAGAUUCUUUGCGAUGGAAAGGCCGUUGCCAUGGACGCGUCGGCUACUUUUCCCCCGAGUACGUCCAACCCAUUUACCAUUACCAAUGACGUGAUUCGUCAGGCCGAGCUACGUCCAGCCAUUUCCCGUCUACCUGGUUUUUACUCAUCGAGCAGUUGGAGCAGAUGAAAGAUGAACAGACACUGAACGUCUCUUCAUGUCAAAGACUUCUUCCACUUGGUCUUCACAGCCGCUGUCACUUAGAGGCACUCUUUUCAUUUCCACUCAACUCAAAUCCAAUUUUCCUUAAAUACGGAAAACAGAAUCCCAGAUUUGAGCCUAAACGCUUUGAGGAAUUUACAAUACAUCCACCCUAAACCAAAACAAACAAA
This is a messenger RNA of Thalassophryne amazonica, 1097 nucleotides long. It is a transcript of the gene grapa, whose product is annotated as GRB2 related adaptor protein a. NCBI's taxonomy places the organism in Eukaryota, Metazoa, Chordata, Actinopteri, Batrachoidiformes, Batrachoididae. The coding region runs from base 165 to 815 and encodes 216 amino acids. Gene Ontology annotation, molecular function: protein binding. The transcript has 5 exons. The record is from RefSeq and is a predicted model, not a curated record.